UCCAGCCUGAGCCCCAGCGCCCCUCUCCCACCCCUCGCAGGCGCUGGUCCCCGCCAUGGCUGAGCUGAUCCAAAAGAAGCUGCAGGGGGAAGUGGAGAAAUAUCAGCAGCUGCAGAAGGACCUGAGUAAGUCCAUGUCCGGGCGGCAGAAACUCGAGGCACAGCUAACGGAAAAUAACAUCGUGAAGGAGGAGCUGGCCCUGUUGGAUGGGUCCAACGUGGUGUUUAAGCUCCUGGGGCCGGUGCUGGUCAAACAGGAGCUGGGGGAAGCCCGGGCCACCGUGGGGAAGAGGCUGGACUAUAUUACAGCCGAAAUCAAGCGCUACGAAUCCCAGCUGCGGGACCUGGAGAAGCAGUCAGAGCAGCAGAGGGAAACCCUUGCCCAACUGCAGCAGGAGUUCCAGCGGGCCCAGGCUGCAAAGGCAGGGACUCCUGGGAAGGCCUGACCUUGUGGUGGGGGGCAGUGGGGGGAGGGAAUGAGGCAGCUUUCCGGUCUAUACUGUAGCAAAUAAAAU
Molecule: messenger RNA, 514 nt
Organism: Echinops telfairi (small Madagascar hedgehog)
Lineage: Eukaryota; Metazoa; Chordata; Mammalia; Afrosoricida; Tenrecidae
Gene: PFDN6
Product: prefoldin subunit 6
Exons: 4
Coding region: 56-445 (129 amino acids)
Biological process (GO): protein folding; chaperone-mediated protein complex assembly
Cellular component (GO): prefoldin complex; cytoplasm
Molecular function (GO): protein-folding chaperone binding
Source: RefSeq, a predicted model, not a curated record